This is a messenger RNA of Lycium ferocissimum, 879 nucleotides long. RefSeq names its product glycine-rich RNA-binding protein-like. The record is from RefSeq and is a predicted model, not a curated record. NCBI's taxonomy places the organism in Eukaryota, Viridiplantae, Streptophyta, Magnoliopsida, Solanales, Solanaceae. The transcript has 2 exons. Bases 71 to 616 code for a protein of 181 amino acids. Gene Ontology annotation, molecular function: mRNA binding.
ACAAAAUUCACAUCAGCCCUUCAAUUGUUCUCUCUUACAUUCAAUUAAGUCUUUUAUCUUAAAAACAAAUAUGGCAGCUGAGGUUGAGUACAGGUGUUUUGUUGGUGGGCUAGCAUGGGCUACCACUGAUAGUACGUUAGGAGAUGCUUUUGCUCAUUACGGUGAAGUUAUCGAUUCCAAGAUCAUAAACGAUCGUGAGACAGGUAGAUCAAGAGGAUUUGGUUUUGUUACGUUUGGUGAUGAGAAAUCAAUGAGGGACGCAAUUGAAGGAAUGAAUGGCCAGAACCUUGAUGGUCGUAACAUCACUGUUAAUGAAGCUCAAUCACGCGGUAGCGGUGGUGGCGGCGGUGGGUUCGGUGGUGGCCGACGUACCGGUGGCUACAGCGGUGGCGGCGGCGGCUACGGUGGCGGUGGAUACGGUGGCGGUGGCUACGGUGGUGGCUAUGGCCGACGGGACGGUGGCAACGGUGGUGGUUAUGGUGGUGGCCGUGAUCGCGGAUAUGGCGGUGGUGGUGGCGGCUAUGGUGGUGGUUAUGGUGGUGGUGAUCGUUAUGGUGAUGGUGGGUCGCGCUACUCGAGAGGUGGUGGUGCAUCUGAAGGAAGCUGGAGGAAUUAAGAUCCAAUAACGUUAUGAAAUUGGGUUUAAUCAUCUACAAGACUAAAUUAUGUCCUACUUUAGAUUUUUUGUUUGGUUGACUAUGUUUCUCGGUUGGUUGGAAGUUUAUUUUUUGUCACUGUGGUUCGUGUUACUGUUCUGUUUUCUCCCAAUUGGCUCGUUGUGUUACUGUUACUGUGGUUCGUGUUACUGUUCUGGUUUCUCGCUAUUGUUACUUCCAAGGUUGAAUGAAAGUUAUAAAUGAUCGCCCCUUUUUUAAUUUA